This is a messenger RNA of Miscanthus lutarioriparius, 720 nucleotides long. Lineage: Eukaryota; Viridiplantae; Streptophyta; Magnoliopsida; Poales; Poaceae. The record is from the annotation of a GenBank genome assembly.
AUGGCGGAGAAGGGCUGCCUCAAGCGGCUCCAGAAGGAGUACCACGCGCUCUGCAAGGAGCCGCCGCCGCAGAUCGUGGCUCGCCCGCUGCCCAACGACAUAUUGGAGUGGCACUAUGUACUUGAAGGAAGUAAAGGCACACCCUUUGAAGGUGGAUAUUACUAUGGGAAGCUCAAAUUCCCACCGGAUUAUCCUUUUAAACCUCCAAGUAUCUGCAUGACAACCCCUAGCGGCAGGUUUGCGCCACACAAAAGAAUAUGCCUGUCAAUGAGUGACUUUCAUCCUGAAUCUUGGAAUCCAAUGUGGUCUGUUGCAAGCAUUCUCACUGGGCUCCUGUCCUUCAUGAUGGAUGAUGCACUGACAACUGGAAGCAUCAAGACAUCAAAUGCAGAAAAGAGACGUUUAGCAAAAGCUUCCCUUGCCUACAAUUGUGAGAGCAAAAACUGUCCACACUUCAGGAAACUUUUCCCAGAGUAUGUUGAGAAGUACAAUCAACAGCAACAAUUGGAGAACACUGCUGCAGAGCCAGUGCCUCAGGAGAAUCCUGCACCUGCUCCAUCCCCUGCUGUCCAGCAAGCUCCGGUCGUUGCCAAUAGGGCGCAGCCACUGGCGGAGGCGCGCCGUGACAAGAACCAGAAGAAGGCGGUGCCCUUCUGGAUGGUGCUGGUCAUGUUUUCAGUUUUCGGUGCAGUGAUGGCGUUGCCCCUAAUGCAACUUUGA